Rhizophagus irregularis DAOM 181602=DAOM 197198 is the source of this 930-nucleotide messenger RNA. Lineage: Eukaryota; Fungi; Glomeromycota; Glomeromycetes; Glomerales; Glomeraceae. The record is from RefSeq and is a predicted model, not a curated record.
AUGCAUCAUCUCGAUUUAGGCCUCUUUCAUUAUCAAAUCGAUUAUACGAAAAAACUUUUAGGGGCGCAAUGUGGCAAAACUUUAGUUGAUAAAGUAGAUCAUCGAUUAGCCGCAAUACCAAGAUUUCCCAGUUUGAAAAUCUUUACAAAUGGCAUACAAUCAAUAGCCAGAUUAACAGCUAAUGAGUAUCGCAAUCUGUUGAAAGUAAUGGUUUUUGUAGUUGACAAUUUUUUUGUAAAUAAUGAGGAUGAUGAAAAUUUUGUAAAGAAUGAAGAUCUGGCAAAACUUUACGAAGCUUGGAAUGAAAUGUAUGCAAUUAGUCGAUAUGAAAAUUUCAAAGAAAGUGAUUUGGCCAAAUUUAGGGAAUCUAUAAACAAUUGGUCUCAAAUGUUCAUAAAAAUUCUCCAAUGUAUGUCCCUCUCGGAGUUAAAAUUACCAAAACUGCAUUUGUGGGCAUAUCAUAUAAUUGAUUCGAUUCGAUCAUUUGGUGCAGUUAAUGGAUACACUACGGAGACUUACGAAAGCCUUCACAAAGAAUACGUUAAGAAUCCCUACCGAUUAAGUAAUAAAAAAAAUAUUGAAGUUCAAAUAAUGAAAAUAGCAACUACUAUCCCUCAUAUAUUUAAAUUUACAGCAAUACUUUUCGAAUUUCUAUUAAAAGAUGCCCAUGAUUUUUUUGUAGAACAGGCUAAUAUAGACCACAAAAUGAGAUCUGGAUUUGACAAUUUUUUGGAAUGUUUAAAUCUUUAUUAUGGCAGACCUUGGUAUAGUAAUGUGUCUGUUUGUAUGAAUUCUGAUGAAUUAUUUGAUUACGCUUCUGAUCAAGGCAUUUGUUACGGGCAUGUUUUAUUAAUAGCGAAAAUAGAACUUAAGAAUCAAAAUAUUCCAUUAAAUCUCGCAUUAAUUCAGUGGUAUGACUUCAAAUUUUAA